Molecule: messenger RNA, 2087 nt
Organism: Mus caroli (Ryukyu mouse)
Lineage: Eukaryota; Metazoa; Chordata; Mammalia; Rodentia; Muridae
Gene: Snai3
Product: snail family transcriptional repressor 3
Biological process (GO): regulation of DNA-templated transcription
Molecular function (GO): DNA-binding transcription factor activity, RNA polymerase II-specific; RNA polymerase II cis-regulatory region sequence-specific DNA binding
Source: RefSeq, a predicted model, not a curated record
AAUGAGCCUGACCCUUCUCGCACCUGCCGGCCGCGCUGCCCGCCGGCGCCGCCAGACUCUGCAGUCGGUAAUCCCGCUGCAGGCUCUGGCUAGACUCUGCCUGCUCUCGGGAGGGGACCAUGCCGCGCUCCUUCCUGGUGAAAACGCACUCCAGUCACAGGGUCCCCAACUACGGGAAACUGGAGACACUGAGAGAAGCUAAUGGCUCCUGCUCUGCCUGCAAGGAGCUGGCAGGAUCCCGCCACCUGCCAGAGGAGGAGGCCCCUUGCAAUCCCAGCGACCCCCUACAGCCUUGGGACAGUACCUCUGCCGUUGCCUGCAUCUCCUUGCCUCUUCUGCCGAAUCACAGGGAAACUCUGGGAGUCUCUGGCCCAGAACCUCAGGAAACCAGCUGGGUGGGCCCUCGGGCUGCCCAGGCCCCCAGUGUGACUCUCAAAGACAGUUUCACUCUGCCCCCGCUGUUGGUGCUGCCCACACGCUGGCCCCCAAUCCUGGGCCCAGACGGAGCUCUAAAUGAACAUCUCAGGGCUGAGGGGACAUCUCAAGUCCCAGGUAGCUUUGAGUGCAUCCACUGCCACAGGCCGUAUCCUACACUGGCUGGCCUGGCCAGGCACCAGCAGCUGCACUGUCACCUGCCGACGGGGCGCGCCUUCACCUGCAGGUUCUGUGGCAAGGAGUAUGCCAGCCUGGGUGCCCUCAAGAUGCAUAUACGUACCCACACGCUGCCCUGCAUCUGUAAGGUGUGCGGCAAGGCCUUCUCCAGACCCUGGCUGCUCCAGGGUCACAUCCGCACCCAUACAGGUGAGAAGCCCUAUACCUGUUCUCACUGCAGCAGGGCCUUCGCUGACCGCUCCAACCUGAGGGCUCACCUGCAGACUCACGUUGGUACCAAGAAGUACAGGUGCGCCGUGUGCCCCAAGGCCUUCUCCCGCAUGUCUCUCUUGGCGCGGCAUGAGGAAGCCGGCUGCUGUCCUGGCCCCUAGGUGGGCACAGCAGGGUGGAGGGGCCAAACCCGACAAUCCUCUCAGUGGUUCUGUCAUCCAGGAGAGGGCCCAGUUCACUGUUGCCUGUGUCCUGCCAGAACCAAGCCCAGUGGAGCCUUCGGGCAUCUUCCCCUAAGGCCUGUGUUCCGAGGAGACUUAUCAUCAGGAGGCUCACCAAAAUAAGAACCAACGGUUCCGUUUUUCAGUUUGGCCUGUCUGCUGGACCUGUUCCAAAAGGAGCGUCUAUUUGGGAAAUAGCUAACACUGGACAAAAUCCACCAUGACCCCUGGGUCCCCUUGUGUGCAGCUUGAAAUGACCAUUUUUACUUGAGAGCACAGUGUGUGCACAACCUUGGCAAGCAUAGCUACCUCUUAGCACCAGGCUCAGUUACCUUCACCUCGGGGUCAGAGACACAUAUUCUCCUGCCCCUUAUGUACACAUACGUGUAUAUACACAAGCACACAUACACCCUGGCCCCACCCCGUAAGAUGAGGCAGGGCCAGGGAGGAGUGGGCUAAAGCCAGGCCUCACCUCAUCUGUCCUCAGCACUGUUGUCCUGCUUGGGGCUGGCCUCAGUGGCUGGUUAACGUCUCAGGAGAGCAGCUAUGUGUAAUAAAGAGCCUCCACGCUCAGGUCUCCUGUCUUGAGCCUUGACGUCUCGAGUCUUUACCAAUGCCUUAGAUCUGUGAAGGAGGCAGAAUUCUCCAGGGGCACCAGGAUUUGGAUAACUUGGACCCUUCUGAGCACAGAGCGGACAGGAGAUGGAGGGCAUCAUGUCCGAGCAUUUCAGAGGCCUGUGUGCAGGCGAGCUGCGGCCUUCGCUGGAAGAAUCGAAACCUGGAAGAGAAGCUGCGUGAAGUGACCUGGAGGAAUGAUGUUGGGGGCACGCUAGCAGCAGGGUUAAGGACCCAUGAAGGAUACUCGGAUGGGAGAACUGGUAGGGUGGCUAGCAGUUGGGUAGUGUCCCAAGCACAGGAGAGGGCAGAACUUGGAUCUUCCAGUGGCUCUGACUGACUCAUGUUGGAUUUGGGCAGAAAAAGGAGACCCACAGAAUCCGGCAGAGAGAAUUCUUGACAUAUCUUUAGGUAACAGUCUCUCAGCCA